Xylaria bambusicola is the source of this 963-nucleotide messenger RNA. RefSeq lists its product as uncharacterized. The record is from RefSeq and is a predicted model, not a curated record. Lineage: Eukaryota; Fungi; Ascomycota; Sordariomycetes; Xylariales; Xylariaceae. The transcript is spliced from 4 exons. Bases 1 to 963 code for a protein of 320 amino acids.
AUGCUACUUGAAACCACCGCCCUCGUCCUGGCGCUGCUUCACUCAGCUGCCUCUCAGAAAGUUAGUAUCACACAAUUACCGGUCUACGCGUCCCAACGCCCCUGCGCCCAGCGCUGCUUCGCCUAUAACACUAAUGCAGGGCCUGAAAGAGUUGCAAAUGAAAUUGGAUGCGACAGCGAUGUUCCGCAAAACGAAUGCUUUUGUCGGUCAGAUCUCCAGGCCGAUGCAGAUGCGUUCCUGCAGACUUGUGUUGACCGCGGGUGCGACCAAAACUCCAAAGACACCAACAGCGCCGUCUCCAUCUACGACGCCUACUGCACCAGCGCCGGCUAUAUGCGCGAUGUGCUAGCGACGCCAGCUUCAGGUACGGACGACUUCCCUUCCGUUGCCACUGUCACGGUGACGGCGACUGUGAAGGUCUCGUCUGCCCAAAGACGGUUCGCCUCGCGAUUUGCAGAUUCUUCCACUACACCGUCAACGCUGCCCCCAAUACCUCCGUCUCUGUCUACCGUUACGUCUCAAGGAUCAUCCCGAACAUCUCCAGCUUCCUCGCCGAAAGCGUCUAAUUCGGCAAAAGACCCUAGUGUUUCGACCAGCUCACAAGAAGAUCCUACUCCGGAACCUACCGACCCUACGUCUGGUGGUAGCAACAGCAGCAGCAGCGGAGGCGGCAACUCGCUCGGUAUCGGGGACAUCAUUGGUAUUGUUGUCGGUAUUGCGGGAUUCAUAGCUACUGCUAUAGGGACCUGGUUUACAUAUAAAUCGAUUUUGAGGAAGAAAAAGCGCAUUUCCGAUCAGCUGGGAGAGAACCCAGUAUUAAGGAUAGAAGAGAUUCGAUUCCGUCUUGCUAAAAGGAGUUUUGAGAAGACCAAGAAUCCUCUUGAGACCCGUGAGAACUCUUCUGGGGAUUUGUCGGAGUUCAUCGCUCGAUCCUUCGACGAGCCUCAAGUAUCGCUCGCGUGA